This is a messenger RNA of Chanos chanos (milkfish), 1930 nucleotides long. RefSeq names its product cathepsin S. The record is from RefSeq and is a predicted model, not a curated record. Gene Ontology annotation, molecular function: cysteine-type peptidase activity. The transcript has 8 exons. Gene Ontology annotation, biological process: proteolysis. Lineage: Eukaryota; Metazoa; Chordata; Actinopteri; Gonorynchiformes; Chanidae. Bases 56 to 1045 code for a protein of 329 amino acids.
UUUACCUCCUUCGAGGCUUGAAGACGGAGUUACAAAACUCAUCUGGAGUUCAAGGAUGUUGAAGGCCUUGCUGAUUGUUGUGCUCUGUGGGGCAUCGAUGGCCCUGACGGACCCAAACCUGGACCUCCACUGGCAGAUGUGGAAGAAAACUCACUACAAGUCUUAUGAGAAUGAGGUUGAGGAGUUGGGCAGGCGGGAGCUGUGGGAGAGGAACCUGAAUUUGAUCACCCUCCACAAUCUGGAAGCUUCUAUGGGCAUGCACACAUAUGACCUGGGCAUGAAUCACAUGGGAGACCUGACGAAAGAAGAAAUCCUGCAGAGCUUUGCGGGGACUCAAGUGCCAGAGAACCUGAAUAGAGGACCCACAGCAUUUGUUGGGACGGCCGGGGUACCACUACCUGACUCCAUUGACUGGAGGGAAAAGGGAUACGUCACAGAUGUAAAGUACCAGGGGGGCUGUGGUUCCUGCUGGGCGUUCAGCGCAGUUGGGGCUCUGGAGGGUCAAAUGAAGAAAACCACAGGACGUCUGAUCUCCCUCAGUCCUCAGAACCUGGUGGACUGCUCCUCCAAGUAUGGGAACAAGGGAUGCCAUGGAGGUUUCAUGACCCGGGCCUUCAAGUAUGUGAUUGACAACAGAGGAAUAGAAUCUGACUCAUCGUAUCCUUACGUUGGCGUGCAACAACAGUGCCAUUACGACCCUUCACAGCGAGCUGCCAAUUGUUCUUCUUAUAACUUUGUAGCUCAAGGAGAUGAACAAGCGCUGAAGGAAGCGAUUGCCACCAUUGGCCCAAUCUCUGUUGCCAUAGAUGCCACUCGCCCUCAGUUUAUUCUGUAUCGCAGUGGUGUGUACAGUGAUCCUACUUGUACCCAAAAUGUGAAUCACGGUGUUUUGGCCGUUGGUUAUGGAACGCUGGGCGGACAUGAUUACUGGCUCGUGAAAAACAGCUGGGGAACCAGUUUUGGAGAUGGUGGUUACAUCCGAAUGGCACGGAAUAAGGGAAACCAGUGUGGUAUUGCCUCAUAUGCCUGCUACCCAAUCAUGUAAACAGAAGAUACAGAUGUCCUUUGGUGCAGCUGUUGUUGCCCAGUCUUGAGGACCCACAGGACAGUGCAUUUUUGCUCCAUCAUCAUUGUUCUUUACAACAGUGCAAUUGGGUUGCCAUCAGGGAACACACAGCAAAUGCGCAUUUGACAAUUAAAAUGGCCAAAUUAUGAAUAGUCACUUAAAACAUUUUAAAUGUAUUUGUGCAGAGUGGACCUUGUUAAAUAAAGAACAGCCAAAUCCAUGGACUCUGUGAUAUUAUAAAUAUAUCACAAGAGAUUUACACCCUUGGAAAAAAAAAAAAGAUGCCAGAUGUGUAAGUUAUUAAUUCAUUGGAAACAAAACCAUAAAACUUAAGCAAACUGUGUUUGCAAAUGAUGUUGUAUAAGGUGUGUUCAUUGAUUAUGUUGCAUAACAAAAUGCUGAAUGUGAAACAAGUUUGACGGGGAUAUGGAUUUCAUGUUUCCUUACCAUACCACACAGAGUUUCCUAUUAUGACAAGGCAAACAGGUGCACCAGUUCACACAUGCCGUUAGUAGGUGUGUACGCUCACUUUUGGCAGCCGCUUCCACGGUCCAGAAUAGUGUUGUAAGCAAAAUAAUUAUUUUGGUUAAUAUAAGAUGAAGAUAUUCGUCAAUGUAAUUCUAAAACUUUAUAGUCGUUGCACUAUGGGUUCGUUAUUGUUAACCUGGUAAUAAGGUAAAGGGCAUUACUGUAAAUUUAAUGUAAUCUUUCAUGGACUAGAAAAUCAUUGUGCUGAGUCCAUGUUUGGGAGAUGUAGUUCUGUCAUGAGAGUGAGGUUGUCUAUGUAGUAACAAGAGCAGCCUAGCUGUAGUUUUGGUAUAAUAUCUUUUACUUGGCUUGUAUUUUAUGUUUAGUUUGCCUUCA